Molecule: messenger RNA, 1524 nt
Organism: Emys orbicularis (European pond turtle)
Lineage: Eukaryota; Metazoa; Chordata; Testudines; Emydidae
Gene: PKDCC
Product: protein kinase domain containing, cytoplasmic
Exons: 7
Coding region: 1-1524 (507 amino acids)
Biological process (GO): peptidyl-tyrosine phosphorylation; skeletal system development
Cellular component (GO): extracellular region
Molecular function (GO): ATP binding; non-membrane spanning protein tyrosine kinase activity
Source: RefSeq, a predicted model, not a curated record
AUGAGGCGCAGAAAGAUCGCGGUGGCCGCCGGCUGCUGCCUCUCCUUCUUCCUGGGCACUUUGCUGAACGUGUUGUUCAUCCCGGGCUUUGAUCCUCACCAUCAGCAGCCGCGGCGCGGGGUCACCCCGGCGUUUGCGGGCUCGCCUUUGUACUGGCCAGGGGAGGACCGCGAGAGCCAGCGCUUGGAGUUAGCCCGGCAGAUCAGGGAGCGCUACGAGGAGGUGGUCCGCUACCAGAAGCACCAGGCGCCCGCGGCUGCUGCCAGGCGGCUGGUGAGACCGCUGGAGCGGCGGCUGAUGGACCUUGCCCAGCAGCGGACCUCCUCGGAGCAGACUCUUCGGCUGGAGAAGGGGAAAGCGCCGCAGGCUGAAAGCCGCGGGGGCUCCUAUCCCGAAGCCAAAGUAGACCUGGCUCUGAACCCCCCUCUGCUGGGGUGCCGAGACAUCCACAAUGUCACCAGCCUGCAUUACUUGGGCUCCGGCUACACCAAAGCUGUCUACAAGGUCGUCCUGAACCGCACGCUGGCCGUGGCGCUGAAAUCGGUCGAUUUUGGGGGGCACGACAUCGAGAACUGCGUGAAGCAAUACGCGGCGUUAGAAGAUUGCUACCGGCUAGCCUCCUACAAAAUCGUCAAGGAGAUGAUCCUCCUGCAAAGGCUGCAGCAUGCCAACAUCCUCCAGCUCUAUGGCUACUGUUAUCAGGAUAGCAAUGACAUCCCAGACACGCUGACUGCCAUCACUGAGCUAGGCUCACCACUGGAGAUGAUUCAGCUUUUACAGACCUCUUGGGAGGACAGAUUUCGAAUAUGUCUCAGCUUAGUUCGGCUUUUGCAUUAUUUGGCUCACUCUCCGCUUGGCUCCGUGACGCUGUUGGAUUUUCGCCCUCGACAGUUUGUGAUUGUAGAUGGAGAGCUGAAAGUGACAGAUUUGGAUGAUGCCAGCAUAGAAGAAAGCUCUUGUACCAGUAACCGUGACUGUUUUAUAGAGUUUCCAGCAAGAAAUUUCACUCUUCCCUGCUCUGUGGAGGGCCGAUGUCGAAAUAUGAAUGAAAAGAGGAAUCUUUACAAUGCAUACAGGUUUUUUUUUACAUAUCUUCUGCCACACAGUGCUCCAUCCUCCUUAAGACCAUUAUUGGAUAUGAUAGUCAAUGCGACAGGAGAACUCCACUGGGGAAUAGAUGAAACAGUGGCUCAGCUAGAAAAAGUUUUGCAUUUAUACAAGAGUGGCACAUACCUACAGAACACUACAUGGAUGCCGAAAGCUGAGUACCAACAGAUACCUGAAGCUGCUAUUCCCGAUGAGAACUACAGGUGCUGGCCUUCUUACCAUCACAAGGGCUGCCUCCUCUCUGUGUUCGAUGUCGGCGAAGCCAUCGAGGUCUGCGAGAAUCACUCCCAGUGCAAAGCUUUUGUCCUGACCAACCAGACAACGUGGACAGGUCGGCAGCUUGUCUUCUUCAAAAUGGGCUCAAAUCAUAUUGUGCCUGAUCCUGACAAGAUAACAUAUGUGAAAGUGACAGGCUGA